Messenger RNA from Venturia canescens, 1618 nucleotides. It is a transcript of the gene Jheh2, whose product is annotated as Juvenile hormone epoxide hydrolase 2. The transcript is spliced from 8 exons. Gene Ontology annotation, molecular function: epoxide hydrolase activity. The coding region runs from base 100 to 1482 and encodes 460 amino acids. NCBI's taxonomy places the organism in Eukaryota, Metazoa, Arthropoda, Insecta, Hymenoptera, Ichneumonidae. Gene Ontology annotation, biological process: epoxide metabolic process. The record is from RefSeq and is a predicted model, not a curated record.
CAGAGAUCUACACCCGGCGUGUUCGUUUAGAUUCUCGGAUCGCAAGCAGGCUCGAUCAGUUUAAGUUCGCUACUCGAGGUCAAAAGAAUUAUUUGCGAGAUGCUAAAAGUAGCCGGUUUAGUUUUUCUCCUUGGGCUCGGAGUGACAUACGUUUUCGAUUAUCUCGGAAGUGAUGCGGAUAUCGAAGUGCCCAAACUACAAGAUACUUAUUGGGGACCCCUCGAACCGAGAAAAGUCGAUAACAGUAUUAGACCUUUUAAAAUCGAUGUUCCCAGUGAGGUGAUAACGAAAUUGAAAAAUCGUUUGGCGGAAAAACGAAAUUUCGUUCCGCCACUCGAAGGGACCGCAUGGGAAUAUGGAAUCAGUGGCAAAUAUAUGGAAACCGUUCUCGAGUAUUGGCGAACAAAGUACGAUUGGACUAAGAGGCAAGCGUUACUCAACAAGUAUCCGCAAUUCCUGACGACUAUUCAGGGAUUGGACAUUCAUUUCCUGCACGUAAAACCGCAAGCAGCGAAGGACGGCAAAAAACGACGAGUUUUGCCGCUGCUCAUUGUCCACGGAUGGCCGGGAUCGGUUGUUGAAUUUCAAAAAAUCAUUCCGAUGCUAACAACCCCCCGAGAAGAUCAGGAUUACGUUUUUGAAGUAAUCGCACCUUCUCUUCCUGGGUACGGAUUUUCUGAUGGAGCCGUUCGUCCGGGGCUCGGUCCAGCUCAGAUGGGCGUAAUUUUGAAAAAUCUCAUGACGCGACUAGGCUUCAAGAGAUUUUACAUUCAGGGAGGCGACUGGGGUAGCAUUAUAACAUCGACGAUGGCGAGCAUGUUUCCGGACCUGGUGAUCGGCAGUCACAUGAACAUGUGUUACAUCAACAAUGCCAAAACGACGGUUUACAAGCUCGUGGCUUCUUAUUAUCCUUCUCUGAUAGUGAGUGACGAGUACGCCUCUAGAAUGUUCCCCCUCAAGGAUCAUCUGUCCUUUCUCUUGAGGGAAUCUGGUUACAUGCAUUUGCAGGCUACGAAACCUGAUACGAUUGGCAAUAGUCUCGUCGACUCACCGAGUGCUCUCGCGACUUACAUCCUCGAGAAAUUCAGCACUUGGACGAACCCUGAAUACGUCAGUCGCGAGGAUGGCGGUUUGUUGGAAAAAUUCACGAUGGACGAACUUUUGGACAAUGUAAUGAUUUAUUGGCUCACUAAUUCCAUCACUACGAGCAUGAGACUUUAUGCAGAAUGCUUCAACUGGGAAUAUCAAGCUGCGAAUUGGGACAAAUUGCUCGUCAAAGUGCCUUCGGCGUGUGCAGCCUUCCCUAACGAGCUCACUUACGCACCGGAAAAAUUAUUGAAAUUCCGUUACAAGAAUCUCGUGCAACACAGUCACCCGGCACGAGGUGGCCACUUCGCAGCUUUCGAAGAACCGAAAUUAUUGGCCGAUGACGUUUGGAGCUUUGUGGAAAAAGUCGAGAACCCCAAAGAAUUAUCAAAGUAGAGGUACGAAAUAGGAACAACUCGAACGAUGUUGAAUAGUUAAGUUUUUUUUUUAUCCGUUUUUCAAGAGAAUCUGUUGAUGAAUGACCGGAAUUAAUUUUUUUUACGAAUAAAAUGAACGAUUAUAAGAAAGUGAA